CAACCCACGAGCCGCAUCGCGAAGUGACAUAUGCAUCGGCGCUUGUACCUGCGUGUCAGAGCCAUCGGAAUCAAAUAACAUCACCAUGUCGUCGCUGCUUCCUUUUCAUCUCCACUCCAUCUCCACUGCUUCUUUCCCAUUCAAUUGCAAGUACCCAACGUGAUCACACCACAUUCCAUCUGCUCUUUCCUCACAUUCAUCUAAGAAGCAACAGCCCCUGCUACCUUUGUUACGAAAAGCCCACCCAGCCAGAAUGUCUUUCUUCCUCCGUACAUCAACCCGCUUCACAGCACCAACAAUUGCACGCUUCACCACACCCAUCUCGCAGCGAGCCUUCAGCACAACACUCAAGAUGUCCGUCACCAUCGACUCCAACCUCCUCUCCCAGAUCACCGCCGCGGAGAAGACUUUAACCGACAAGGACGGUCCCAUCCCCAACGGCCCCACCGCUCGCGCACAGAAGCAUGUCGGCCAGCAGCUCACCGCGCAAGUCAUCCACGAUAUCACCGACGCCGAGAAGGAGAUCACCGGCUUCGAGCGUCCCACCAAGGGCGGCCCAACAGCCGUCGCCCAAAGUAUCUUGACGAAGGAGGGCGGCGCUGGCACGAACACUUCCAGCAACAACAAUGAUGCACCGAUCACGUCGAACACAAACUCCAAUCAAACAUCGAGCAAUGGUCCUGGUGGCUCCGAACAGCACACUGGCACUCUUGACAGCGCGACACUGCACAAGAUCACUGAGGCCGAGAAGGAUAUCACGGGGCAGGAGCGACCUGUGAAGGGUGGGCCGACCGCGAAGGCGCAGCAGCAUGCCAAGGAGCCUAUUACCAGCGAGGUGCUGCAUGAUAUUACUGAAGGCGAGAAGAAGAUUACUGGUGGCGAGAGGGUCAAGGGUGGUCCUACGUCGCAGGCUCAGAGCGAGCUGGGAAAGAGCAGGAACUGAGGGCCUCUAGACAGGUUGCUUCCAUUGCCUUUGGACGCAUUGACGGGCCAUCGCAACGACGCGACUGUGUUAUACUCUGAAGCAUGGGUCAGUCUGUACGAUAGGGGGUACUGUAUAUGGUACGACAGCCUGGGGGAUACGAUAAUGUAUGAACCAUCCUGUACAAUAAAACUGUAGUGUAUUGCCUAAUGAACAACUGCAUGGCAUUUGA
Molecule: messenger RNA, 1154 nt
Organism: Macroventuria anomochaeta
Lineage: Eukaryota; Fungi; Ascomycota; Dothideomycetes; Pleosporales; Didymellaceae
Exons: 1
Coding region: 254-943 (229 amino acids)
Source: RefSeq, a predicted model, not a curated record